GGUACUUUUAGGUGCGAAAUCGUACAUCAUAGUAGAAUUCGAAAAAUUUGUAAAUAAGACUUGCCAUUUUUUUUUUGUUUUUGUUUUUCCCGUUUAUCUCUAUAAUGAAAAUUUUAAAUUAACAGUAUAGGUGAUGGCUCAAGUAGGAACAUCUGAAAAUCCUAACAAUACUACAGCUGAUAGUAUUAGAUUAGAAGAUCUUUUUGAUUCCAGCAGGAUACUUGUUAAACCAAAGCUGUAUAAAGCAGUGUUUUAUUUUCCCUUUGCAUUGUUUCUUCUUCUUACUAGGCUGGUAGCUGUCAUUUUUGCUUUUUCAAUUCUGUCACUACUUCCAAAAACAUCUCCAAAGAGAAGUUUGGUGCUUAAAGGAUUUAGUAGAAUCUUGGGCAUUGUUGUUGAGGUGGAUGAUAAGUAUAAUGAUGAGAAUGCAAAAUUGCUAAUUGCCAAUCAUGUGAGCUUGUGGGACCGCCUUGCUGUGAAUGUUAUGUUCCCUUGUUGUUCUAUUGCAAAAGACUUUCAAAUCAGAAAUACUGACGCUUUAUCCUUUUGGGAUGAUUCUGAUAUUCCAUUUCCAAGGGAAUAUACAAUAGAGGAAGUUAGUACUCUUCGAAGAUCCAUUCAAAGUUCAUCAACUCGAGUGUUACAUUUUCCUGAAUUUGCAACAACAAAUGGCAAAAUAGGUCUUCUUAAGUUCCACCCUGGUAUUUUCUCUAUUAAUACUCCAGUUCAACCUGUGUUGAUCCAUGCUUCAUUCUCAUCAUAUAUGACUAUUGCUCCUUCUGUUUUAGGUAGCAAUAUUUGGGCUGAUAUUUUAUGGCCGCUCUUUCUUCCAACUACAUUUUUCAAACUGAAAAUUUUGCCUAGUAUGGUCAAGCUACCUGAGGAAUCAGUUAAUGACUUCACCAGGAGAGUUCAACAAUCAAUGGCCUCUGCUCUGAAUUUGAGUCCUACAGUUUAUACUUCAUCUGAUAAAAAAGAGUUAAUAAAAAGAUUAGAAAUGUCUUCAGCUGCAGCUUCUGUAGCUAGAUCCAGUAUUUCUUUAAAUAUUCCUUCCUCUUCUAAACAUCCAUCUGGUUUACAAAGAUCUUCGCAUUUGUCAAGCUCUCCGCCUCAAAAGCUCUCCAUGAACACUGCAGCAGGAAUAUUUGGAAGGUCCCCUAAAGAGCGCAUGACUUCAUAUCAGGAAAGAAAAAGAAUGCUACUGGAAGCUGCUCGUCAAAAGUACUUAGAAAAACAUAGCAUGUAGGGUUUUUUUUUUUUUUUUCAGUGUGUGAAGGGGACUGGUUGAAAAAGAAUUUAUUUAUUUCUGACUCAAGAUUUGUUAGCCAAACUUUCAAAUACUAAUUGUAUAAAAUAAUUCAAAGUAUGUACAGUAACUGAAGUUUAUGUUUUUAUACAUAUACAUAAUUUUUAUAUAUUAACUGAAUCGACAUAUCUCAGUAUUAUUUAAUAAAAUUAUAACUAAACCUUU
This is a messenger RNA of Argiope bruennichi, 1471 nucleotides long. RefSeq names its product lipid droplet-regulating VLDL assembly factor AUP1-like. The record is from RefSeq and is a predicted model, not a curated record. NCBI's taxonomy places the organism in Eukaryota, Metazoa, Arthropoda, Arachnida, Araneae, Araneidae. Bases 134 to 1246 code for a protein of 370 amino acids. The transcript is spliced from 10 exons. Gene Ontology annotation, molecular function: acyltransferase activity.